AACACAACCACGAUGAUGAUGAUGAUCCAGUGGCUGUACCCUUUACAGCCCUGUACCCUGUACCCACCGACGCCGACCAAGACAUGUUGCCAGGUGAACAAAACGGAUCUGAAGUGGGCGCGACAGAGUGCUGGUACUUCCUGAAUACAGUGACGGCGUGCACCUUUCGAUUAACUAAAAUUUCAUAGAAUUGAGCUCCAAACACGUAAAACGCAAAAAUCUGCUGCUGAGUAAAGUAUAUAAAUAUGGUCGGUCUGGCGAAGAGGGGAAAGUUGAGCGGAAGAUCACGCGCGGCGGCGACUCUUUCGCCAAGAGCGCCGGUUCCAGCCUCCAAAAUUCUGCACCGCUAAAAAUUUCCCGCAGUUGGGAUGUCCCGAAAAUUCCGUAGUUGACCAACACCAAAUCCGACACGACAGAAGACACGACUGGACACGGAACAUGGACAAGUGUGAAAUGAAGACGAGUGAACUUGACACCCGACACGACUUGAGCGUCCUGCCUCCUCUACUACCGUCGGCUGGUAGUAGUCCAUUCCACCGCAGGUUCUCCCAACUGCGUGACCAGCGCAGUGCCGGGGAGGAGGACGAGGAUGAUCCCUGGAACGACCGCCUUCGGGCACCGGACUUCGAAGACGUGCACGGUUUUGAGGACGACUUCCACCUGACAGUCAUACCGAAUUUCUUGCAGGACUCGGACGCCUAUGUUGCUGGACUCGAAGCGAAACUCAACCGUGUCCGUCACACAAGGCGCCAAGUAACAGCAAAAGAAAUGGUGAAAGCCCUCGCUGCAGAAUCUUCCAGACUGAAACAAGACGAAAGCGAACGCGACAGCUCGGAAUCGGACGAAUAUAGUCUCUUCAACUUCUGGCCAAAAAUUUUCUUCCCCAUCUCUCGCCGGCUCUUUCCACGAACAGCACUCAACAAAUCCGAGACCUUGCCUCUCAUAAAACACGACGUCCUGGAUGAGGACCACAGCAAUCAGAUUUCCGAAGACAGUGCCCGGGGCGAGGACGGAAGUUCCGAACAACGUCGCAGGGAACGGCUGGACGAAGACCAGCCAAUUGUCAUGUAUGAACGACCAGGAGCGAGUGAACUGCAGAUCCCCAAAGAAUGGGAGGAUGACCUGGCGAGGCAGGAAGAGGCUGCACAACUGAUGGCACCAACAGGGACAGAGCGUUCCAGGUCUGCCUUGUCGCUCAGCGCAACCGCGGCAGUUUUUCCAGUUGCUGAGGAAAACGUGAGCCUUACUGGCCAGGACAAAAGCAACGAUGCCCUAUACCACUUUGCAUACAUUCGAGCCUCCCCAACCUCGACUGCUGAGAGUAUGCGUGUCGAAACGCCCAUCGACUAUCACAUCAGCUUUGUCCAAUCAUCUUCCCGCUUCUCUGACAGAACGAAAAAGAUACUGUCCCCAGACACUUCCGUGUCUUCAUCCACAUCAAAGGUUCAGCCACAAAGGCGACUGAGUCAAGAACAGGAACAAACUACAGCCUUUGAAAGGCUUAGUCCAAAGUCGACGUCUAGUACAGAAGAAGAGACCUCUCAAGCUUCAGCUACCCUUAAAAUAAAGCGAAGUACCACGUUAUCCUCAGCUCCCAGGGAAGAGGCGUAUUCAUCUACGAAAGAAAGUGUUUCGGCUGGAAAGACAAAGUCAGAAGAACCAUUCCCACAUUCCACAGAUGAUGUCUUGCCACACAUGUCCUCUCUUGUUAGGGCUAGCAUUGAUGAAGAGGAUGAAAUAGGACCCACGUUUCCGCUGGUGAAGAGUGACAGCGAAAGCCUAACCAGCCUUCCCAAAGCGUCUUCAAGUGGUAGGUGCCAGGCAACAGCUGACAACUGCGAAGAAACGCAAGAGAGCACAAAGCCAGGAACUGAAUCUGAAAAAAGUCGCUACAGUGAUCCACACAGCAAUAUAUUUGGUGAAUCCUCUACGGAACUAGUUAAAGAACACGGGAGUAGCAGCCUCCAACCUGUGUUCCGUAUGUUCAGCUCCUUCCCCCAGGAUAUUCACACCGCCCUUCAGUCUUCAAUAAGGUCUUGGGUGCAACAGAAAAGUGUAGACUCCUCGCAGUCACAAGUGCGUGAUAUUUGUACGGCAUCGAUAUCGUCUCUUCCAGUAGCUGGUGGCACAUCAGAUAUCCCCACCAAGUUCGACGGCUCCGACCGUCGUCAGUACGGGGGUACGGGCAGUGAAUUGGACUUUCAGACUGCUAACACUUGCGACUCAUGCUUUGGUUCUAAGGUAUCCUGCAAGUGUCACUGUAAAGGCAAAUAUAAAGCUGCCGAAUGCGUCCGGAAGAAAGAAUCCUCUGGCUCUAGUGUGCUCAAGUACACAAACCAGCUGAAGAGUAAGACAUCAUCGGCUAACUCUGAUCUCAACUCCAUUCCUGAAGGAUGCAUGGCAAGAAAAACGCUCUCCUGCAUAACUGAUGUGGGGUCUCAGACAACUCUCCCAUCCGAGGAAACCACGGAAGAGCAGUCUGACGAACAGCAGGUGAUUUCCAAACUGCAGGCAGGAACUAUCGGUACCUCCUCCCUCUUCAAGAACCCGCAAAGGUCUGUACACUGGUUUGAAAACAGUGCAGAACACAGUGAAGCUGACACUGUACAGCAUCAGCAGAAUGCUUGCCUGUCUCCUGUAAGUGCGCAGGGCAGCCGGACGGAGGAGCAGUCAGACUUCAAGCUUGAUGAGAGCAGGCCAAACUCCACAGCACAAGCCAGUCUACUGCCACUCACUACCGCUACUGCACAAGCCACUCCAACUACUGAGGUUGCAGAAGAACACAGUGCUAAGGAAGAUGAGGCUGCACUGGAACAAGGUACUUUGCCCAUGAUAAUUAAAUCAUUUUCUGAUGAAGUAGUGUCAUCAACCGUUGAAGAGAGAGCACACGAUGACGCAUACUUGUCCCGAAGUGACCCGUGCGUCUCCCCUGAUCGUGAGAAACUCUUGCAGACUCCCAAUACUGGUGAAAAAAUGACGCCCAAGAUCGUUCCCACAAUAACCAAGGAUGUGAUACCUGUUGACGAGUCUACUAGCCAAAACGAGUCUUCUACCAUGAGACAAACGACCCCUCCGCUGUCGGAAGCAAAAGUGCCGUUCAGCAGCGUGGCUGCCACCACCCCGUUUAACUUAACCCAGAGAGAAGCUUCUGACAUCUGUGACAAACAGAAGUCAUCGACAGAUAAAAACGAAGGGCACAAAAGUGCCAGUCUUCCAGAUGACAAUGCAAACACCACACGCAUGUCACCUCAACAAGACCUGACCCUGCCUCCCGAGACAUACACUGAAGUCUCUGGACAGACAUCUCUAGAUGGUGAACGCCCUCCAACGAACGAAACUAUUCGAGGUAAAUCUCCGAAGCUUGACCCCGCCACAAGUGAUGAGACCACACAGUCAUCUACGGAGGCAACAACUCAAGAAGCUACAGUGCUGUACUGCCAAGAAAUCGUGCAGCACAGCCAAUUCACCUAUAGCAGUAGUAAAGAUGUUCUCCAGGAGACCAAAAAGUCUCUUACCAUUCGCAAGAGCUCCAAUGUUACACGCAGCAUGAGAAUUACGACCACCAGCCAGUUCAAGUCAAUGUCGUUUCGUCGCUCAAACAACGCGUUCGAUAAACCAAGUGCUGGUCCUGCCCAGCAAAUUCCGAUCACCAGCAGCCAGCCAGAGAGCGCACUGGAGCACAGAGAUUCGUCUCUCCCGGCAAUAAGGACUGCGUCCUGUUCUGAAAUAAACGACGUCGCACAUACGAGGGAUACGACAGUCACUGGUAUCGCAAACAGGGCUACAUCGUUGGUGGCCGUUAUUCCAGAGGAGCAGGUUGAAAUUCCGAACGAUGCCGAAGAAGAGCAAACACUGGAGAACGACCUCAAAGCAUUGGAAUGGCCAGCCGUGGACCAACCCAUCAACUAUUUUGCGAGUCGUUUUAGCCUCUAUGACAUUUCGACAGAUGCCUCACAUUCCGAAGGGACACUUGGACUGCUGUUCAUGCAAAAGGAAUUCCAGGCCCAGAAUGAAACAACUGACCCCGACACCGCGGACACCGAGAGUACCAGAGAGCUGUGAAAGAGUUCGGUAACUACGAGGCGUUCAUAAUUUGGCCAUCUCCGGGCAUCCACAGGUGAUCCAGUAACUCGAAAGCUAGAAGAUAAAACUGAGAUGCUAUGUGGAAAGCGAUUAAAUAAAACUGGUAACAAUUAC
Molecule: messenger RNA, 4197 nt
Organism: Ornithodoros turicata
Lineage: Eukaryota; Metazoa; Arthropoda; Arachnida; Ixodida; Argasidae
Exons: 6
Coding region: 439-4062 (1207 amino acids)
Biological process (GO): cilium organization
Source: RefSeq, a predicted model, not a curated record